Guillardia theta CCMP2712 is the source of this 654-nucleotide messenger RNA. RefSeq lists its product as hypothetical. The transcript has 4 exons. The record is from RefSeq and is a predicted model, not a curated record. NCBI's taxonomy places the organism in Eukaryota, Cryptophyceae, Pyrenomonadales, Geminigeraceae. The coding region runs from base 18 to 617 and encodes 199 amino acids.
CUCAGGAGGGAGCUAGGAUGGAGGUGGACGAGUUUCUCGGCAUGAGCCUGCGGAGGAUCCUCAGCAUCGUCAGAGCUGCAAACGGGGUCAAGGCACAGCAGGAGAGCAACGGCAACGUUCUUGUGCUGUAUGACGAGGAAGAGGAGGAGGAAGAAGGGGGGGUUGGAGGAGCUCGGGGCCCCUUCGACAGGCUCCAGCCGGAGAGGAUGAGGAGUAGCCCCGACAAGUUCGCGACGCAGAGCAAGGGGAGGAUAGGCUCCCUCUCCAGCAGUCUGCUCAUCAAGGACGGAGCGCAGCUGGACGACCCGCCCGACUGCCCGCGGCUGUCGGUGGCCCGGACGAGCUCGCAGGAGGUGGCGCGGCAGGUGGAGGAGAUCAUUGAAGGCCCUCCGCUCCUCCUCUCCGGCAAGAAGACAUGGAGCGCGAAGAAAGAAGAAGCAAGCGACAUCUCGCAGGAGAUGCUUGCUUGCCGCAAGGAUCGCUUCGGGCCUAACGGCGCUACCUGGAGGAUGACGACCGUUACAAGGAGUGCGAGCAGGAUGAAGGCGUGCGUGGCGUUUGACAAGGAGAUCGGACGACAUGCUCCAUGUUUGUCUCCCUCUCCUCAUCUCCAGUGAUGCCGUCCAUGUAGAAUAAACCAUCCACUACUCCCUG